This is a messenger RNA of Pelagomonas calceolata, 3337 nucleotides long. Lineage: Eukaryota; Pelagophyceae; Pelagomonadales; Pelagomonadaceae. The record is from the annotation of a GenBank genome assembly.
GCCAAGAGAGCCGGCAAAAGCGCUGUCUGGCAGCGAGGAUGGCCGCCCACGAGCCGAGGUGACACCUCGCGCUUUCGAAUAGCUCCACCGAUCCCUCCCGGGACGCAUAGUACGCGAGGCGGGCAGCUAAGGCGGGCAGCAUGGUGGGGCUGCCUCUCUGGCUGCUGCUGGCCGCCUGUGGAGCCGUCGACCUCGACACGGUCUUCUUCGAUGGUGUGGAAGCGGAGCGCUCCUACGACUACGACCUCGGAAGAGAUAUUCUUGAUGUUGCGUCGACCGGACUGCCUCAUCAUAAAUUCGACGUGAGCUUCGAGCCCGGCGUGCCUGUAGCGUUCACAGCGACGUUGCCACUUCCAGAAGACUACGUCCAGCGCGGCGUGGCCUUCGGCGGGCGGCCCUUGCCUGAAGGUCCUAUUGGCGUCGCGGUUAAUGGCGUCGCGAUAUAUGCCUAUAAUACGAAUCUUACGAAAAGAGACGGCUGCUUCGGCCACAAGAUUGGUGGAGCCUAUGUUUAUGUGGAGGCCUUCCCCUGCCUUUUUGGAGACGACCGUAAUGAGUAUCACACGGUGAGAGAAGCUGCCUAUAUAGGCUUCGGCACGUCCGUGCGGCCCGACGGCACGGCCGCCGCGGAUCCCCGCAGUAGGUUUUUUCGAAGCGGCGUCAUUGGGGUGAUGAACGACGGCUUUCCGCUGUACGGGCCGGUCGACGAGCACGGCAACAUCCAUCAAGGUUUAGAUGAAUGCGGCGGCAAAUAUGACAAUGAAGGAGAGUACGCCUACUACGCGUCCCUGGAACCGCCCUACACGAUCGCCUGCUUCGGUCCGGGCUACGCGGCGACGCCUCCGAGUCCCAUCAAGGACGCCGUGCCGCGUACGGCGAACGACGACGCCGCGCCGGCCUGCCCCGCGGGCGCAAUCGCAACGUCGAAAGGGUGCACAAACUGCCCGGCCGGGCGGUACGCCAAAGAUGACGGGUGUACUGGCACGUGCCCGCCCGGCCACUACUGCCUCGAGGGAAGCGCGGGUCCCGAGGCGGCGGUCGAGUGCCCCGGCGGUGUGUUUGGCGACGUGCGCGGUUUGAGAGAUGCGACAUGCGCGGGACCGUGCCCGCCCGGGUCGUUCUGCCCCCGCGGGUCCCUAGAACCGCGGCCGUGCGGCAGUGAAGAUAGGUACUGCCCGGCCGGGAGCAGUGCGCCCAUCCUGGCGGACGCCGGCGCCUACACGACGCCUCAAAUGGCUUCCGCGUGGGCGCAUCCUGAAGCGCCGUACUGCAUGGCCUCGGAGGGAGCCAACUGCACCGCCGCCGCGAUCGCGUCCCGACCCCUCGCGCCGCGCCAGACCGGGAUUCAACAAUGCGAGCCGGGCCACUUCUGUACCCAGGGAAUCAAAUUCCGCUGUCCGGGUGGACGGUACGGGUCCGAGCAUCAUUUGAAGACGCCCAACUGCACCGCGGCGUGCCCCGCGGGGACGUACUGCCCCGAGGGAUCCCUCGAACCUUCGCUAUUGCCGGCGGGGCGCUACUCGCCGCGCAAGGAACUUCGGUCGUUUGAUGACGCGUCGCUGUGUCCGGCCGGCUCCUACUGCCCGCCCGGCAGCAGUGCAUCAAUACAUUGCCCGGCGGGCCGCUUCGGCGACCGCGUUGGCUUAAAAUCGGCGGCGUGCCCCUCUACCAAUUCGGAUGGCGACGCGCCGUCGCAGUGCCCCGCGGGCUACGUCUGCCCGAGCGGCACGGCCGUUUCUACGUCCAUUAAAUGCGGCAGCCCCAAGGCCCUGGAUUUGUUGGAGGCGCUCGAGCGCAACGCACCAUUACCAGAAAGGGGGGAGACGACGCGUGGAGGCGGCCUCGGCGCGGCGGCCUUCUGUCCGCGCGGGUCGGCGGCAGCACGACGCGUGCGCCGUGGGUAUUAUUCUAUCGGUCCCUCCACAAAACCGCGGUCAGUUAGCGAAGACACGGAUCUCAAUAUUCGGAGGGACGAGGUCCGAUGCGAGGCGGGCCACUACUGCGUUCAGGGCAUUAGAAAACCUUGCCCCGCGGGCAGAUUUGGUGAUGUAGAAGGCUUAGAUAACGCGCGGUGCUCGGGCCCCUGCGCGCCGGGCUACUACUGCCCGACCGGCUCCUCGUCAAAAAAUGAACACGCCUGCGGUGGGCCGGAGGUCUACUGCCCCGUCGGGAGUCCAGCACCAUACCCCGUUGGGGCGGGCAACUACUCCUCCGUCGAUAUAGACGAGUACGAAAAUGAAGAUGGCACACUCGUCCCCGCCUCCACCAACAUGGCAUCGACAGUGGCAGCAGAUGCGCGCGCGUCGCAGCGCAUCUGCGAGCCGGGCUACUUUUGCGAGGGCGGCGUGCGACGACCUUGUCCGGCGGGCCACUACGGUUCCGAUAGAGGUCUUUCGGCGAGGACAUGCAACGGGAAAUGUCCCCCGGGCAUGUGGUGUCCUGAACGAGCAACAGCCGCAUUACCGACGCGCAACGGCAGCUACUGCGCGACGGGGGGCUGCACGACGGAGGAGGGCGACGGGCCCUGCGAACCCGGCUACUACUGCCCCCGCGGGUCGUCUAGCAGUACCCAACGGCCGUGCUGCGACGCUAGGAGGGACGACUUCACGGGAUUAUGGUAUACAUUUAAUGGGAGAGGCUUCGGGACGUCGAAUGACGUCGAUGUUAUUUUGCUGGUGGACAACGAAGCCGAGUGGGGCCACUCGUUCCACCCGCCGCCGGGCGAAGUUUAUGACUACGACGGGUUCCACCAGCACGCGCCCGCGCGGUUAGCUAGGACUUGUGAAACGCUCUUCUGUCCGCGCGGUUCGGCCGCGCCAAGAAACGUCUCGGAGGGCUACUACAGUACAGGUGGGAAUCGAACGACGCGCCAUGGCCAGGCGAAGUGCGACGGCCUCGAGAACCGGCGCCAGACGCACCGCAUCGGAUUAGAUCGAGCUCCUUAUUGUGCCACGACGGUGCAGGGUGGUUCACAUGCCCCAGGCGUGGACGACGAGACUUAUGGCCAGGGGACGGCCGACGGCUUGCAUGAUUCCGCGCGCGCCUGGCAGCCGCCCCUGUUCUUAGGGUUGAAGGGCAAGGCGCACAUCGUCGGAAACGACCAGACGGAGUACGAGUGGGCGCCGCUACCGGAGGACGCGCCCUCCGAAGCGUGCUGCACGUGUUUGAAUAGGGGCGCGUUCAAUUUAUGUCAUGAGUGCCAGAGCGUGUGUCGGACGGCGUGCGACGUCGAGGCUGCGACUUGUGCUUCGCUUUUUCCGCGACUGCUCAUUGACGUCGCGUCGUAAAUUUCCUCAGUAUAUUUACUACCCCGCGUCGAUCGCCUUCUGGGCGUCCG